Molecule: messenger RNA, 5269 nt
Organism: Cavia porcellus (domestic guinea pig)
Lineage: Eukaryota; Metazoa; Chordata; Mammalia; Rodentia; Caviidae
Gene: Tmem94
Product: transmembrane protein 94
Exons: 34
Coding region: 672-4589 (1305 amino acids)
Source: RefSeq, a predicted model, not a curated record
AAGGGAGGCAAUCCCCCUUAGAAUUUUGCCAGUAACGGACAUGGCUGCAACCUUUAGAGGAGGGGACGUGAAGUGAGGAGGGGGCUGGGAGGGGAGAGGACGCGGGCGAGGACGACGCGUCUCCGGGCCUGGAGUUUCACUCUGCACUUCAGGAUGGCCUUGAACUCACUUUGUAGCCCAGACUGGCCUCACCUUGCAUUGAUACUCCUGCCUUAGCCUCCCAAGUGCUAGCAUUACAGAUAUCAUGACUGUGACAGAUUUGCUGGAGUUUGUCCACGUUGCGGAGGAACCUUCCUUUUAGGGGUGACCACAUUCAUCUGGGUAUGCCUGCGCUACCCUGGGCCCAUGGACCUGAAGGUGUUAGCACACGAGCUGGAGAAGCAAGGCCUGGGGCAGGAAUAGCAAGGGGCUGAGGUCACACAUCUCACAUCUCCAGGGGCCUCACAGAACUGGCAAGUGGAUCUGGACUGGACUCCAAGGGCGAGCCUCCGUUGGCCCUGGGCCUGUCCACGUGCAAGGCCCUGAGUGUCCUGAAGGAGCAGCUGGAGGCCGCAUUAGAGGGACACCUCAGGGACCGGAAGAAACGGCUUACAUGGAAGGAGGCAUGGAGAAACAGCUUCUUGCACCACAGUAACCGCUGCUCCUGCUUCCACUGGCCUGGGGCCUCGCUGAUGUUACUGGCUGUGCUGCUGCUGCUGGGCUGCUGUGGAGGCCAGCCAGCUGGAAGCCAUGGGGUGGAGCUGGUCAACGCCUCCGCGCUCUUCCUGCUGCUGCUGCUCAACCUCCUCCUCAUUGGGCGGCAGGAUCGGCUGAAGCGCCAUGAGGUUGAGCGCAGGCUCCGGGGGAUCAUUGACCAAAUCCAAGAUGCCCUAAGGAAUGGCAAGGAGAUCAGGUGGCCGAAUACCAUGUAUCCAGACCUCCACAUGCCGUUUGCUCCAUCCUGGUCCCUGCACUGGGCCUACAGAGACGGCCACCUGGUCAACCUGCCAGUUAGCCUGUUGGUAGAAGGAGACAUCAUAGCCCUGAGACCUGGCCAGGAAUCCUUUGCCUCCUUGAGAGGGAUCAAGGAUGAUGAGCACAUUGUGCUGGAGCCAGGAGACCUCUUCCCCCCUUUCUCCCCACCGCCCUCGCCCCGCGGAGAGGUGAAGAAAGGGCCACAGAACCCUCAGCAACACCGGCUCUUCCGGGUCCUGGAGACACCUGUGAUAGAUAACAUCAGAUGGUGCCUGGACAUGUCCCUGUCUCGCCCAGUCACUGCUCUGGACAACGAGAGGUUCACAGUGCAGUCGGUGAUGCUGCACUACGCAGUGCCUGUGGUCCUGGUCGGCUUCCUCAUCACUAAUGCUUUGCGCUUCAUGCUCAGUGCCCCUGGGGCCACGUCCUGGCAGUAUACCCUCCUCCAGCUCCAGGUGAAUGGCAUGUUGCCCAUCCUUCCUCUGCUCUUCCCCGUCCUCUGGGUCCUGGCCACUGCCUGUGGAGAAGCCCGUGUCCUGGCACAGAUGAGCAAGGCCUCGCCCAGCUCCCUACUGGCCAAGUUCUCAGAGGAUACUCUCAGCAGCUACACAGAGGCUGUCUCUUCCAAGGGAUAUAUGGUUAUGCCUCAGAUGGCCUCCCAAGACUCGCUGUCCUGCCAGGAAAUGCUGCGCUGCAUUUGGGGCCACUUCCUGAGGGUGAUCCAAGGGACAUCACCGACACUGAGCCACAGUGCCAGCUUACUGCACAGCUUGGGCUCUGUCACGGUGCUGUGCUGUGUAGACAAACAGGGGAUCCUGUCGUGGCCAAAUCCCAGCCCAGAGACUGUGCUGUUCUUCAGUGGGAAGGUGGAGCCCCCUCACAGCAGUCAUGAGGACCUCACAGAUGACCUGUCCAACCACUCCUUCUGCCAUCCCGAGGUAGAGGAGGAGCCCCAUGAACGAGACGCCCUCCUCACUGGCUCCUUGAACAAUACCCUACAUCUUUCCAACGAGCAGGAGCAUAGCGACUGGCCUGGUGACAGUCCCAAGCCCCCAGAGCCCUACUCUCACCACAAAGUGCACAGCCACAGCAAACACCUAUCUGGCUCCAACGUGAGCUUUAGCAGGGACACCGAGGGCGGCGAGGAGGAGCCCAGCAAGGCCCAGCCUGGGACUGAGGGUGAGCCCUAUGAGGCAGAGGACUUUGUGUGCGACUACCACCUAGAGAUGCUGAGCCUGUCUCAGGACCAACAGAACCCCUCCUGUAUCCAGUUUGAUGAUUCCAACUGGCAGCUGCAUCUCACUUCCCUGAAGCCGCUGGGCCUCAACGUGCUGCUGAACCUGUGUAAUGCUAGUGUCACUGAGCGCCUGUGUCGCUUCUCAGACCACCUGUGCAACAUCGCCCUGCAGGAGAGCCACAGUGCGGUGCUCCCCGUUCAUGUGCCCUGGGGCCUGUGUGAGCUGGCCCGUCUCAUCGGCUUCACACCGGGGGCCAAGGAGCUCUUUAAGCAGGAGAACCACCUGGCACUCUACCGCCUGCCCAGUGCUGAGACCAUGAAGGAGACUUCACUAGGGCGACCCUCCUGUGUCACCAAGCGGCGUCCUCCCCUCAGCCACAUGAUCAGCCUCUUCAUCAAGGACACCACUACCAGCACAGAGCAGAUGCUGUCGCAUGGCACGGCUGAUGUCGUCUUAGAGGCCUGCACAGACUUCUGGGAUGGUGCCGACAUCUACCCUCUUUCAGGUUCUGACAGAAAGAAAGUGCUGGAUUUCUACCAGCGAGCCUGCCUGUCUGGUUAUUGCUCUGCCUUCGCCUACAAGCCUAUGAGCUGUGCCCUGUCCUCCCAGCUCAAUGGCAAGUGUAUUGAGCUGGUCCAGAUGCCUGGCCAGAGCAGCAUCUUCACCAUGUAUGAGCUGCCCAGCACUGUUCCUAUCAAGCAGAAUGCCCGCCACAACAGCUGGAGCUCUGAUGAAGGGAUCGGGGAGGUGCUGGAGAAGGAGGAGUGCAUGCAGGCCCUGAGCGGCCAGAUCUUCAUGGGCAUGGUGUCCUCCCAGUACCAGGCCCGGCUGGACAUUGUGCGCCUCAUUGAUGGGCUGGUCAAUGCUUGCAUCCGCUUUGUCUAUUUCUCUUUGGAGGAUGAGCUCAAAAGCAAGGUAUUUGCAGAAAAGAUGGGCCUGGAAACUGGCUGGAACUGCCACAUCUCCCUCACGCCCAAUGGUGACAUGCCUGGCUCUGAGAUCCCGCCCUCUAGCCCCAGCCAUGCAGGCUCCCUGCAUGAUGACCUGAACCAGGCGUCUCGAGAUGAUGCAGAAGGCUUGCUUCUCAUGGAGGAGGAGGGCCACUCAGAUCUCAUCAGCUUCCAGCCCACAGACAGCGACAUCCCCAGCUUCCUGGAGGACUGCAACCGGGCCAAACUGCCCCGGGGCAUCCAUCAGGUGCGGCCCCACCUGCAGAACAUUGAUAAUGUGCCUCUGCUUGUGCCCCUCUUCACUGACUGUACCCCUGAGACCAUGUGUGAGAUGAUAAAGAUCAUGCAGGAGUAUGGAGAGGUGACCUGCUGCCUGGGCAGCUCUGCCAAUCUGAGGAACAGCUGUCUCUUCCUUCAGAGUGAUGUCAGCAUAGCUCUGGACCCCCUGUACCCAUCCCGCUGUUCCUGGGAGACUUUUGGCUAUGCCACCAGCACCAGCAUGGCCCAGGCCAUGGAUGGCCUUGCUCCUCUGCAGCUGUCAGGGCAGCUGAACAGCCUGCCCUGCUCCCUGACCUUUCGCCAAGAGGAGACCAUUAGCAUCAUCCGGCUCAUAGAGCAGGCUCGACAUGCUACCUAUGGCAUCCGUAAGUGCUUCCUCUUUCUGCUGCAGUGCCAGCUGACCCUCGUCGUCAUCCAGUUCCUUUCUUGCUUGGUCCAGCUCCCCCCCGUCCUGAGUACCACGGACAUCCUGUGGCUGUCCUGCUUUUGCUACCCGCUGCUGAGCAUCUCUCUGCUGGGGAAACCACCCCAUAGCUCCAUCAUGUCUAUGGCAACAGGGAAGAAUCUUCAGUCUAUUCCUAAGAAGACCCAGCACUACUUCCUGCUCUGCUUCUUGCUGAAGUUCAGCCUCACCAUCAGCUCAUGCCUCAUCUGCUUUGGCUUCACACUGCAGAGUUUCUGUGACAGUGCCCAGGCCCGCAAUCUCACCAACUGCUCCUCCAUCAUGCUGAGCAGCGAUGAUGACAGGGCUCCAGCUUGGUUUGAGGACUUAGCCAACGGGCUACUGUCGGCCCAGAAACUCACAGCCACCCUGAUUGUCCUGCAUACUGUUUUCAUCUCUAUUACCCACGUGCACCGCACCAAACCCCUGUGGAGAAAAAGCCCCCUGACGAACAUCUGGUGGGCUGUGACCGUGCCUGUGGUGCUGCUGGGUCAGGUGGUCCAGACAGCAGUGGACCUGCAGCUAUGGACACACAGGGACAGCCCCAUCCACUUUGGCCUGAAGGAUGUGCCUCUGCUGACAUGGCUUCUGGGCUGCCUGUCCCUGGUCCUUGUGGUGGUCACCAAUGAGAUUGUAAAACUGCAUGAGAUUCGGGUCCGUGUCCGCUACCAGAAGCGACAGAAGCUGCAGUUUGAAACCAAGCUGGGCAUGAACUCUCCCUUCUGAGCCAUUGGCAAAAGGUGGCCAAGGUUGUCCUGGUCCCUGGGGAUAAAGCCAGACCCAUCUCUACAUCUGGGAAGUUGCUAUCAUGAACGUUUCAGGGUUUGCUCUUGUGCGCUGUGGCACUUGGAGCCCAGCUGUGGUCACUGGAGACCCUACUGUCCCCAACCCCUAGGCUCACUGUGGAAAAGCUGAGGAGCCAUGACCUCAGCCAGACAGGACCAUCCUGUUCUUCCCUGGCCUUACCAAGGGCACUCUUGAAUGUAUGACCUCAGCCCCCUCACCUAUGGGCUGUCCCACUUCAGGGUCCCCUCACCCAGCACCCUCCACUCUAGCAUCUGUGCACAGCCUGGAAGUCAAGGUAAGGGUGUCAGCUUUUGUGGAAGAGCAAAGGUUGUUGUCGGGGAGGUGCUACAUGUGUGUCUUCCCAGACAAGGGCCCAGGUGUGGCCCUGACCUCCCUCUGGGGAGUCUGAAGACAAGAGAAGCUGCCACCUUACUGUGCUGGGCUCAGCAGACCAUGAGUCACUCUUGGGGGGGGGGGAGGUGUCACCCAGGUUUCCUGUAAUCCUGUCCUUGUUCUCCUGGGAGAAGUUUUUAUUGGUAUAUAUUUUUUACCAGAAAUGAGCCUUUUAGGAAUGAAUGUAGAUCGGUUUAUAUUAAAACUUGUAAAUUGCUUAAGAAAAA